UUACUUGGGUUUCAGAUAUAUACGAAAAUGGCGGCGCCCAUGAGUUUUUGAUAUCACCGCGGGAACUUAAAACGAGGGAUAAUCAGUUAGUUUAAAGCUUAGUUUCCUUGCCAUCGAUUCCGGUAAAGCGGCAAAGAUGGCUGGCCAAAGUAGCUCAGCAGAGCUCAUGAAUCAGCUAGAAGCUCUGAAAUGCCUCGCUUCAGACUCCCAGGAGAUGCUACAUCGGAGCAAACUGUGUCAUCCAAAGACCCUCCAAAAGGGUCAACAGCUGCUGAGCCAGGCGGCGUCCCUGGUGACGGAAUUCCAGAUGUUGGCAGAGGAGGCCAUCCAGCGUAGCCACGAUGAAGAGAUGAUGAAGAGCGCCCCCAACGGUUGGCUAGAUGCGGAGGAAUCAUUCGGUGAUGCCACUCUAGAGGAAGAAGACAGGGACAUUUUAGAGCCUACACCCGUUAGAAACAAGCCGCUACCCAGAACUUCUGAAUUCAGCAGAGUUCAAUCGCAGCAAGAGAAGACACCCAGUGAGAAGGAGAAACAAGAGACAGAUGAGAUGAUGAAUUAUCUACAGAACUUUGAAGAGGAGGAAGAGGAUUUUGAUGAGGAAAUGUUACAGGAGAUUGAUGCUGUGUGCAAACAGGCAAGUGGAGACUCGGUUAAAAAUGAACCAGUCGAUAUCAAUGAUGAGGAGGAAGAUGACGAUGGAACAGAUGAAGAAGAUUAUGAUCCGUCAGUCCCUCCCCCUGAACAGAAGCACAUUGACGUCCUGAAGACGUACUUUGGACAUGCCAGAUUCAGACCAAUGCAGUGGAAAAUCAUCCACUCAGUUUUAGCCAGAAAGGACCAGUGUGUUGUCAUGGCAACAGGUUAUGGGAAGAGUUUAUGUUACCAGUACCCGGCGGUGUUCACCGGGGGUACCAGUCUAGUCAUCUCCCCUCUCAUAUCACUGAUGGAAGACCAGGUACUAGCCCUCAGGAUUGCCAACAUCAAGGCAUGCAUGCUAGGCUCGGCACAGACAGAAAUGGGCCGAGUUACGCAGGAGGUUCUUAGUGGAGUUUACCGCGUUGUCUACCUGACCCCAGAGUUUGUCUCCGUAGCGGACGACAUCUUGAGAGACUUGCAGCAAAGAGUUGGCAUCACACUUGUUGCCAUCGAUGAAGCCCACUGCGUCUCACAGUGGGGUCAUGAUUUCAGGGCAUCCUACAGGACUCUGGGAAAUUUGAGGACACUCCUGCCUGGGGUUCCAUUUGUGGCCUUGACGGCCACUGCAACCCCAAAUGUCCGUGAUGAUAUCUGCAGGUCCUUGAAGCUUAAACACCCCCAGAUUACUUGUACCAGCUUCGAUCGUCCAAACCUCUACCUACAAGUCCGUAUGAAGGAUCACAUUGAGGCGGACCUGCAGUCGCUCAUGGUGGAAACUCGCAAGUUCUACUAUGAGUUUGAUGGCCCAACCAUUGUGUACUGCCCCACGAAGAAAGCAACGGAAAAUGUUGGUUCGAAACUCAAAGACAUGGGUGUGAAAGCAGCCAUAUACCAUGCUGGAUUGACGCCCAAAGCACGCAAAGAUGCCCACCAUAAAUUUGUCAGGGACGAACUGCAGUGCAUUGUAGCCACUGUGGCCUUUGGCAUGGGCAUUGACAAGCCGGACGUCAGGAACAUCAUACAUUAUGGAGCGCCCAAGGAUAUAGAGUCUUACUAUCAGGAGAUUGGACGAGCUGGCCGGGACGGUAUGCCAAGUAACUGCUAUGUGUUCUACAGUUCUGGAGAUUUCGCUACCAACAGGUUCUUUUUGAAAGAUAUAACCAGCGAAAGUUUCCGAGCCCACAAGAGUAAAAUGAUAGCCAAAAUGGAGCAAUAUCUGUCCACCACAAGAUGCAGAAGAAAAGAAAUCUUGUCUCAUUUUGGUGGUAAAGGGGCCAACAGUGCCAUAAUGAACACGGACCAAUGCUGUGAUAACUGCAAACAAAGACUCUCAAGGGGCGGUGCUACAUCAGGGGAUUCAGAUGAGAAGGAUUACACCAAAGAGUUGCUCCAUCUACUCACUGCCGUCGAAGUAACAGGCGGCAGGUUCGGGCUCACAGUCCCUGUAUACUUUCUGAGAGGCUCGGUCAACCAGAAACUACCAGCGCGAUAUCAAUCUCAUGGGGAUUUCGGCUGCGGAAAAUACCGGGCUGAAAAAUGGUGGAAAUCCUUUGCCCGGCAGGUGAUAAACAAGGAAUACCUCGCCGAGAGACAGGUCCCUGGAGGCUUUGGCGCUACUGUGGAGCUGUCGUUCCUUGGGCACCGUUGGUACAAAAGUGCCACACGAGGCCAGAAUGAUUCCUUCAAGAUUACUCCUAAUCAGGAGAUGCUGUCAUUUGAGAAGGAGGUCUUGAAACCCACAAUCCUGGCCCAACGCAGCGGUCCGCAAAUUUUGCCGUCCACCCAAGUCAGCAACUGGAAGCAGGUCUCGUACGAUGACGAGGCUACUCCUGGACCCAGCAUGCAGGCUGCCCAGCCCAAGGUGGAUCCUAAGGAGCAACAGUUACAGGGUGUCCUGUACUCUAAGCUGAUGAGUUUGAGAAACAGCCUCGCGUCUGAGAUGGGAGCCGCACCCUACAUGGUGGCUAACAACAAGAACCUUCACGAUCUGGCUAUCAUCAGGCCAAGUACCAAGCAGUCUUUGCUGAAGAUUGAUGGCAUAGCUGAGGCCAGAGCAGAGAAGUUUGGACUGAGGUUCAUUGAAGCUGUGCAAGAGUUCUGCGAAGAAAACAACCUGAAGAUGGAUAACUUUCCAGCUACUGCCCCGUCUCAUAUCACAGACAGUCAAGGCUCACAAGGUGUGGUUUUCCAGAGAACAAGUAUCGUCCACCAAAUCUCGGAGACGGUCCGAGAAAGCUACAAUCUGUUCCACGAGAAGAACAUGUCCCUGGAUGAGAUUGCUAAGGAGAGAAAUCUGAAGGAGACGACCGUCGGCGGCCAUCUUGCAGACGCCAUCAAGGCUGGCUAUCCUGUCAAUUUUACCCGACUUGGCAUCAGCUCAGCCCUUCAGAAACAGAUCGAGGACGUCGUUAGAGCGCCCCCUAUCAACUCAGACAUUAGUCGCUUAGGCCCCAUCAAAGCCCUUCUACCCGAGUCCGUAGACUGGCACCACAUCAAAAUAGUCUUGGCAAUUCUCCAAGUUCAGUUCGGCAUGUCGACAACUGUCGGUGACGACGACACUGAUAAACCGGUACCCGGCAAACAGCCAAGCGGCUCGUCCAGACCACUUUUUCCACAAACAGUGCAUUACCCAUUGUAUCAGCAGGAGCGUCAUCACGCAGCCUCCUUCGACCGUAAACCCUCCUUCUCAAUCGCCACAACGUCUAGCCCUGCCUCCAGCCCGCAGAUGAGCAAGAGUGCCUCCUAUCACGCCGGCAUGUCUACGACUAGCAGUCCGUCACCAGAGCAGAGCAGUGGAAACAAACGCAAACUUCCUAGUUGGUUCGGCGGGUCGGCCAAGAAAGGGAAAGUUUGCGGAGGGACUAGUGGGACGACGACUAAGAAAACAAAGGGAAGUAGCUUGUUUGGAAGACGAUAAAAAAUAUUCCUGAAGAUGCGAGUAAAUCACCACCGUUAAAUACACAUAUAAACAUCACAAAAACAAAAGAAAGUCAACUCUCAUUGGAGAGCUCAUAAUUUUGAAUCUGAUCAUCUUAUAAUGACGUCAUUUAAAUAUAGACCUUUUGGGAAUUUUGUUAGCUACAUUUUGAUACCCGGUUGACGACCAAAGACUGUAAAUCGUUCAACAUUGACAACGGUUUAUGGAUAAUGAUGCAGUUUGAAAAAUUGCAAAUUUAAAGAUUAUGCAAGGAGAAAUUGAAAAGCGUAACCACACAUGCCCUUAAUUGGCCCCUAUCGACUGCACAGUGCCGGAACAGUGUGGGUGAUUCAAUUCGUGCUCUCAUGAAUGCAAGCAUUGUGCGAUUGGUAUUCUCUGCCGUUUGUUUUGGGCAGUGUGACAUUGUCACGCAGCAAUUUCCACUCACGUACU
Molecule: messenger RNA, 4006 nt
Organism: Patiria miniata (bat star)
Lineage: Eukaryota; Metazoa; Echinodermata; Asteroidea; Valvatida; Asterinidae
Gene: wrn
Product: Werner syndrome ATP-dependent helicase homolog
Exons: 29
Coding region: 137-3553 (1138 amino acids)
Biological process (GO): DNA replication; double-strand break repair via homologous recombination; telomere maintenance
Cellular component (GO): chromosome; cytoplasm; nucleus
Molecular function (GO): nucleic acid binding; 3'-5' DNA helicase activity; four-way junction helicase activity
Source: RefSeq, a predicted model, not a curated record